This is a messenger RNA of Cylicocyclus nassatus, 1270 nucleotides long. The record is from the annotation of a GenBank genome assembly. NCBI's taxonomy places the organism in Eukaryota, Metazoa, Nematoda, Chromadorea, Rhabditida, Strongylidae.
GAAUUUUUGUGUAGCAAGGAUUUAGUGGCGGACGUUGUAUCUUCCUGCUGCUAUAAUAAUUUAAGCGUCCUGAUGAACUAACAUGAUGAUCAACAACAUGGGUGGACAUCGACGGGAUCAGAGUGACAGCCACGUUCCCUUGCGGCCUUCAGCGGAUUUUGGUAUAGAAGGUACAGAACUCCAGGUUCGGCUUGAUACAUCCCAACAUUCUCUGGCCUCACCCACGUGCAAUGGGAUUUCCAUCAAUAUCGACCCUGCUGAUCCCGAGCCCACCUGCAUCAGUCCCAAAAUUAUGCAACCGCGAAGAUCUGAGGGUUUGAAAACGGCGAUUGCCUUUUGCUGUUUGAUGCUUUCGGCUUUUCUCAACUUUUUUCUUCUCACUGUCAUUCAUGAUGUCGUCCCACGUCAGCCGCUUCCUGAUCUCACGUUCAUGAUCAUUCCACAACAGAAAUGGGCUUGGUCAGUGGGCGACGUACUAUCUACCGUUAGCUCUGUCAUGGCGUUCACAGUAGUACUUCUUCAUCAUGAGCGUUGGGUUGUUUUACGUCGAAUGUUUCUUCUGGGUGCGAUCAUGUACGGGUUACGAGCUGUUGUUUUGGGUGUAACUUUCCUCCCUCCAUCCUUCCAUGAUCGCGAUGAGAUCUGUCUCACGCAAGUGAACCGGUCGGCAAUGUACGGGAUGGAAAUUGCGACGAGAUUCUUGACCUACGUCGUUACACUGGGUCUCACCUCCGGUCAAGAAAAAAUACUCUGUGGUGACUUGAUGUUCAGCGGACAUACCGUGGUGCUUACAAUCAUGUACUUCGUGCAGCUUCAGUAUACCCCCAGGGGGUUGGUCUGGAUAAGGUAUCUGGCCGCUCCAAUAACUUUUCUUGGCAUAAGUGCACUAGUUGUUUCCGGGGGUCACUACACAAUGGAUGUUCUCAUUGCAUACUGGUUGACAAGUCAUGUGUUCUGGGCUUAUCAUCAGAUGUUCGAGAUGCCAAAAAAAGACAGGCCUGAUGCGCCAAUGAGUAGGCUCUGGUGGUUCUGGCUCUGCUACUGGUUUGAAGCUGAUGUCGCUGAAGGACGGCUAGUAAAUCGCUGGGAUUGGCCAUUUGAAGGACCACAAGUGAUGCAUGACUUGAUGCGGCGAUCCGUAUGGGUCGCCCGUGUCCUCUUCCUUGAAAUGGUGCAAUCAUCACGUCGUGCUAGCCCUAGAAGAAUAGUGCUAAGUAAUACUUGUAUUGCUCCUACGUCUCAGACAUACAGGUUCGCAACUUUGUUUUAA